CUUGGCACUCUUGGAGCGGGGAAUCACUAUGCGGAAAUCCAGGUUGUGGAUGAAAUUUACGACAAUUAUGCUGCAAAGAAGAUGGGAGUUGAUCAUCUUGGACAGGUAGAAAAAAGGGCACUUACGUCUUAACCCUUUAACUCCCAGAUCAAUUUUGUAAUUCUCCAUACUGUCAACCAUACAAUUGUUAUGAUGUUAGUUCAGAGAAUUAAGUAUAGGAUCAACUAAUUAUCCGCAAAUUGAUAUUUUUCUUUAUUCUCAUCACUUUUCUGGUUAAUACUGUAUUGAUAUUGUAAGGAGAAAUCAAGUCUUAGUCACUCAUGGGAUCUCUGACUUGCAAGGAGUGAGGCAUGUGAGCAAUUGAAGAUCUUUUAGGAAAGCUGCUUGAUAUUUGUCUUGAGCUUGUAGCAAAUAUCUUUUCUUAGUCUCUCUCGUUACAUUUCAAACCUCAUAAUAAUUAUCUCUCACUUCUUGUGUUUAUCAAUUGUUACUCAUUCAGUUACCAACUACCACGACUACCAACUCCAACAGCAUCAACUGGGUCUCACGUAGAACUCUUUGGUUUAGGGUUAGUUUGGUUGCUAAUGAUCUUGUCAAUAAUUAUAUAAUUUAUGUUUAAAAGGUUUGUGUGAUGAUCCACAGUGGCAGUAGAGGACUUGGACAUCAAGUGGCCACUGGUAAAUGGUUUAUAUACCGUUCCUCUCUUUACGAUAGAUAAAUGAAUGUAUUAUCGACUUAACUUAUGUCUCCACAGAAGGCAAGACUUGAUUAUUUUCCAGGUGAUCGCUGUCACCCGAGUCAUGCAUUCUUGAUUUCUUCAUUUUACAGAUGCACUGGUAGAAAUGGAGAAAGCCAUGAAAAGGGACAAGAUUGAAGUCAACGACAGACAGGUUUGCUAACAGUGUAGUGCAUUUAAGUCUGUGCAUUAAGUUUGUAUUUUGUCAAGUAUUCCACGACAAUUGCACUUGUCAUGGCCGAAACUUGUAAUGACAUCUAUUAAGUGGAACUUGCUAAAGUAGAAUUUCCCCUAAGCUUUGUUUGCAGUUGCUCCAACAAGUAUUUUUAUCCAGGCAUCUAAUUUAGUAGAGUAGGGAUAACGAGCCUUGAUUAAUUUACCACAUCUACAGAAAUGAUAUCUCUAUACGUCAUUACAUGAGCAAUUGCUCCCAGUGCAAUUAUAGUUGGAUGGUUUUGGGGAAGUUUCGCUGUGAUAGGUGUAAUAUAAAUUGACUUUGUGUCUUUUCUCCGUUAUUGGUAUCUGUUGAGUCGAUUUUCACAUUGCGAUCAAUGGUCAGCGGAACGAACGGCCCAAAAAAAGCACGUGGAGAAAUAGUACGUUUUCAUUAGCGAUGGAAUCAGAGAAGUUAAGACUGUUCUCAAAACAAUGAAGUUGAAAAUCGGAUUCGCAAGCUCAACUUAGCCAGGGUAUAAGAGUUCACGUUAAAUCAUUCAUGUUUUUAGCCUGAUAAAUUUUGUCUUCUCCAAUUUCCCUUAUUUGUCGGUUUAGAACAAGGCAACUUACUGAGACAAAAGUUUUCAUGAUCAACCGUCUAAACUGCUCGCUUCUCCUAAGGAUUACGACAAACAAUCACAAUUGUAAUGUUCUACUCUAACGGGUCUGAAAUCGUAAGUUCUGAUUAGUUUAUUCUUCCCCUUAUUUGGAUGGUUCCGACGAUUUGUUUCUCGUUUUAAACACAAGUGUUGACAACCAUAUAAUUGGUUCCUUUACAGCUUGCUUGUGCCAGAGUUAACUCACAAGAAGGUCAAGAUUACCUCAAAGGCAUGGCUGCAGCAGCGAAUUACGCUUGGAUCAACCGUUCAACGAUGACAUUUUUGACAAGACAAGCUUUCGGAAAAAUUUCCAAGAGUACCCCGGACGACUUAGACAUGCAAGUGAUCUAUGACGUGUCACACAACAUGGCAAAGAUCGAAGAACAUGUAUUCUUUAUUGUUCUUACAACAAUAUCUUCAGUUCUUUGGAUUUAAAUAUAUAUAUAUAUAUAUAUAUAGAUAGAUAGAUAGAUAGAUAGAUAGAUAUAUAGAUAUAUAGAUAUAUAUAUAUAUAUAUAUAGAUAGAUAGAUAGAUAUAUAUAGAUAUAUAUAUAACUUUUGAAAUUACUUAAUUACUUACCUUAGCUAGUAGAUUAGAUAUUGGACAGUGUACAGAAGACUCUCUUAGUACGCAGGAAAGGAUCAACCCGUGCAUUUCCUCCUCAUCAUCCGCUUAUCCUAGUGGAUUAUCAGGUCGGCUAUUCACUGUUUACUACUCCUUUCGAUCGCAAGGUUUAAGGUUUAUUUUAUUUUACUUUUUUAAGUUAGAAAUCGUUGUUUGAGUGCUUACAGUCGUUCGCUCCAAGGUUAUUUUACUGGUCCAACGCUUUUCGUGUUGGGCUAUUUCUUUCCCAGUUUUAAUCGCAUUCUUCGUCACGUUCAUUCUCCCUUCCCUCCGUUUCCCUUUAAUCGCUCGAUGAUUGGAACCCGCAGAGUACCAUACUUCCUUUUGAGGGCAAGCACCUUUCUUGUUUUACUUUUACGUUCUUUUGUCUUCGGCUUCAUUUAUUCGCUUCUUCCUUGGCUCCUUUUUCUCGACUGAGGGCGCAGGUGGCUCAACAGGCAGCGUUUUGUUUCACGACUCUAAAUUAAUGAAAACUUUCUUUGCUCUUGCUGAGAUACAUGUACUCAUCGUCUUGUCCAUUAUUUUAUCAGUUGACUGGUCAACCUGUACUGAUUGGAGGAACCAUGGGCACUUUUAGGUAAGGUUAAGUGUAGGUGUAGGUAGGUAGUGUAGGUGUAGGUGUAGGUAAGUUAAAAAGUAGUCUCGGGGAAGUAACGUUCAAGGGUAUUGUUAUUAUUGUAGGUAUUUGCUAUUAUUGUUGGUGUUUUCGAUCCCUAUACAUAUAGCCUUAUGAAAAACACUUUUUCACGAGGGACGAAACUAUUGGUUAUCUUGAGCAGACAUGGAGACCCAAAUUGUUCCAUGUUUUGUUUGGUUUUCAGUUAUGUUUUGACAGGAACGGAAAAGGGAAUGAACCAGACGUUUGGUACCACGUGUCACGGAGCGGUAAGUUCAUAUAUUAUACGCAAUAUUGUUUCUUGAUUUGAAAGCAUGAUGACAUAAAAAAUGCAAAAUGACCACAGCAUAUCCUGGUUUCAAACCUUGGGUUGGAUAAGGUUUGAAACGUGUAAGCAAAUAUGUUUGUUUGUUAUGAUUUUUUUCUUUCCCAUUUUCCCAGAAAGUAUUUUGAAAUGAAUAUUUAUAUAUAUAUAUAUAUAUAUAUAUAUACAUUAUCUAUCUAUCCAUUUUUCUUCAGGGAAGGGCAUUAUCAAAAUCAAAGUCACGGUGUGUGUUAGUAGUACUAAGAAUAAAGUCAUCAGCUGGUCCAACUUGACCUAGUCAUAAACAUAGUUCCAUUCAUGCAGUUUUAAUUGUCCUUUCCAUUCUCUUUCAGCCGAAAUAUUGACUAUCAAGAAGUUCUCAAUGGUCUUAAAUCCAUAGGAAUCUCAAUAAGAGUGGCUUCCCCAAAACUGGUUAUGGAAGAGGUAACGAAUCAGUAAAUGGCACUGCAUCAAAAGCUGUUGAAAUCUUAAAAAAAGAAAAUGUGUGUUAAUUGUCUGCAUUUUUGUUCAGCUUUUUAACAGGCUCCUGAGUCUUAUAAAAACGUCACUGAUGUCGUUAACACUCGUAAG
This is a messenger RNA of Pocillopora meandrina, 3687 nucleotides long. The record is from the annotation of a GenBank genome assembly. NCBI's taxonomy places the organism in Eukaryota, Metazoa, Cnidaria, Anthozoa, Scleractinia, Pocilloporidae.